AUCGGCGGCGGCGCGAUGUACGCUUUGAUCGGCGCACGGGUGUGGCUCGCGCCACAAUCGUUGCGCACGGUAAUCGAUCGCUCACCUGAGUUCCCUGGGGAUGACGAGUUUGACGACCUCCCACUCAAGCUCGAGAAGCAGCUCCACUCGUAUGGUCCGGAAAUGUGGGUAUUCAAUCGCGUCCCGGGGGCGCGGGUUCCGACGGCGAGAAUCCGGUAUGACGACGCCGUGAGAAGUUACGCGCACAUCGUUAAGCCAGCAGUGCGCAGCGGCAGAGAGCUGGCGUCUGGCCCUCUCGCCGGCGCCGAGUGGCUGCAUGUCCCUCCGCCGUACUCUAGCACAGCCCUGCUCGGUCUCAUCUCCGAACUAAGCCUCACCUCCUGGCAUCCCCGAAUAGUAUUCGAGCCAGCGCCGACCUCGUGCCAUCCGGGAGAACUCACUGCCUUCGAAAAAGCGGCAGCACUCGUAGAUGUGCUAUCACCGAACCACGAAGAGCUGUUGUCGCUGUAUGCUCGUCCAAUUCCUGACGACCGGCAAGAGAUUAUCGAAGCCGUGGAGAAGGUUAUGCGGCACUUGCUGGCUCUGGGCGUGGGCAGCCGCGGAAAGGGCAUUCUCGCUAUCAGAUGCAGCUCCCUCGGUGCAUGCAUUGGAACAGCCGAAGGCGGGAUCUGCUGGAUUCCCUCGUUUUUUCAAGGCGAGCAGCACAGAGUUCAAGAUGUCACCGGAGCGGGUAACGCGUUCAUCGGCGGAUACAUCGCCGGGCUUUACCUUACGGGCGACCCGUAUGAGGCCGCGCUGCAUGGGACGGUGUCAGCGUCUUUUGUAAUCGAGCAACUUGGACCGCCGAUUUUGCAUUUCACGCCCGAGGGGGAGCGAUGGAAUGGUGACUCGGCGGAGAGUCGCCUGGCGACGCUG
Molecule: messenger RNA, 915 nt
Organism: Cutaneotrichosporon oleaginosum
Lineage: Eukaryota; Fungi; Basidiomycota; Tremellomycetes; Trichosporonales; Trichosporonaceae
Source: RefSeq, a predicted model, not a curated record